Molecule: messenger RNA, 3283 nt
Organism: Molossus molossus (Pallas's mastiff bat)
Lineage: Eukaryota; Metazoa; Chordata; Mammalia; Chiroptera; Molossidae
Gene: ITPKC
Product: inositol-trisphosphate 3-kinase C
Exons: 7
Coding region: 1-2007 (668 amino acids)
Biological process (GO): inositol phosphate biosynthetic process
Cellular component (GO): nucleus; cytoplasm
Molecular function (GO): inositol-1,4,5-trisphosphate 3-kinase activity; inositol tetrakisphosphate kinase activity
Source: RefSeq, a predicted model, not a curated record
AUGAGACGCUGCCCGUGCCGGGGGAGUCUGAACGAGGCCGAGGCCCGGGCGCUGCCGGGGGCGGCCCGCAUGGGGCUGGAGGCGCCGCGAGGGGGGCGGCGGCGGCAGCCCGGGCAGCAGCGACCGGGGCCCGGCGCCGGGGGUCCGGCGGGGCGGCCGGAGUGGGGCGGGCCCCGGGCCGGGACCAAGGGGUCCUGCCUCCACUCGGAACGCGAGAAGGCCGGGCCCGGACCUGGGACAGACAGACGGGCUGAGCCUGAAGCAGCUGGCCUCGGAGCGGAGACGGAGCGGCCCAGCCAAAAGACGGAGCCCGACAAGUCCAGCCUCCGGACACAUCGAGAAAGGAGCAGCCCCUGGUCUGAGCUGGAGACACCCGGUCCCUGGACGGAUGGAUUUUGUGCUGAUCCACGCAGGUCCAACUUCCAGUCUCAGCCAGAGAGGGCCAGACUCUGGACACAGCCAGGCGUUGAUGGGCCCCGGACAGAGUUAGAAAUUCAUGGGUCACAGACCCAGCCAGAGAGGUCCAAGCCCCGGGCUGAUCACGUCUGGACCCACGAGAAGAGGUCCAGCCUUCAGACUCAGCCAGAGGGGGCCUGGAGGGAACUAUACGUUGACGGCUCCAGGACACAACAGGGUACUGAAGGUCCCUGGACAGAGCCUCACACUGAUGGGCCCCAGAUACAACAGGAUACUGAAACAGCCUGGAAGCAGGUUGGCGCUGAUGGUUUCCCAACACAACAAGCUACUUAUGGCUCCUGGACACAGCCUGGCACUGAUGGUGCGCAGACACAAGAGACUCCUGGACCCCGGACAGAGCCUGGGACAGACUGCCUUUUGGGAGAGCCCAACCAAGAUGGCCCAUUAGCGGAAUCAGAACCUGGGGAGUUGGCGACUCACCUGUACUCUCACCUGGGGUAUAACUCCCUGACCCCUGUGCCCCGCCUCAUCAUCACUCCUGAAACUCCUGAGCCUGAGGCUCAGCCAUUGGGACUCCCCUCCAGGGUUGAGGUGGGCAGUGGCGGCUUCUCCUCUGCCUCCUCUUUCGACGAGUCUGAGGAUGACGUGGUGGCCGGGGGUGGAGGUUCCAGCGACCCUGAGGACAGGUCUGGGAACAAACCCUGGAAGAAGCUGAAGACAGUUCUGAAGUAUUCGCCCUUCGUGGUCUCCUUCCGAAAACACUACCCUUGGGUCCAGCUGUCCGGACACGCUGGGAACUUCCAGGCAGGAGAGGAUGGUCGGAUUCUAAAGCGCUUCUGUCAGUGUGAGCAGCGCAGCCUGGAGCAGCUGAUGAACGACCCCCUGAGGCCUUACGUGCCAACCUACUAUGGCGUGGUGCAGAAGGAUGGCCAGGCCUUCAACCAGAUGGAAGAUCUCCUGGCGGACUUCGAGGGUCCCUCCAUCAUGGACUGCAAGAUGGGCAGCAGGACCUACCUGGAGGAGGAGCUGGUGAAGGCCCGAGAACGGCCCCGGCCCCGGAAGGACAUGUACGAGAAGAUGGUGGCUGUGGACCCCGGGGCCCCUACCCCCGAGGAGCACGCCCAGGGUGCCGUCACGAAGCCCCGCUACAUGCAGUGGAGGGAGACCGUGAGCUCGACCUCCACCCUGGGCUUCCGCAUUGAGGGCAUCAAGAAAGCUGAUGGGACCUGCAACACCAACUUCAAGAAGACACAGGAGCUGGAGCAGGUGACAAAGGUGUUGGAGGACUUCGUGGAUGGGAACCAUGGAAUCUUGAGAGAGUACGUGGCACGCCUAGAAAAACUUCGUGAAGCUCUGGAGAACUCCCCCUUCUUCAGGACCCAUGAGGUGGUGGGCAGCUCCCUUCUCUUUGUGCAUGAUUACUCUGGCCUCGCCAAGGUUUGGAUGAUUGACUUCGGCAAGACAGUGGCUCUGCCUGACCACCAGACACUCAGCCACCGGCUGCCCUGGGCUGAGGGUAAUCGUGAGGACGGCUACCUCUGGGGCCUGGACAACAUGAUUCGCCUUCUUCAGGGGCUGACCCAGAGCUGACCCACCUGCCUGCUGACAGAAUUAUUCACUGGAUGGUACUCACUGGCUGGAGAAGCCUUGAGGGGUGCGGGGGCCUGAGGUUGGCCGUGGAGGCACUGAUCUCCAGGACAGGAGAGGUGCACCCAAGCCCAGUGUGGAAGAUCUGAAGGCCCUUGGAGACCUGGUAGUGUCCAGCUCUUUAAUGAUCCAGGGGUUGUAAGGCCUGGAGAAGGGACAUGACAUGGCUGGGUCCCACUGUAGGUCAGAACCAGUCUGGGACCUCUGACCAGCCAAGAAGAUUCCUUAGGGGCUGCUGGAGGCCACAACUAAACCAUACACCCUGAAAGAACACUGUUCAGAUACUGUAGGCUACAGGCCUGACAUACCAGUCACCAUAGGAAUGACUAGAAUCACUGCCUCCUUGUCAGCCCCCUUAGACUACAAGCUGGUCCUGAGGCCAGGGACCAGUCAGCUUCAUCUGUGGUACCCCAAGGACUGGACUUCACGUGCGAACAAAUGCAGGAGCCAGCCUGGGAGCGUUAUGGCGCCAUCUCUUCAUCUGGGGGCCCUUCAGGUGCUGACAGAGGCUCUGAGGAGGGUGUGACACCAUGGGACUGGCCUGAGCACUGAGGCUGCUGAGCGGAGCCCAGUUCCCCGUCCUGUUCCCUCAUAAGCCCUGGAGAUCCUCCCUGCUCCUGGGAGAACUCUGCUGACCUCCUGCAGACCAAAACCACAGCCACAUCCAGUUCUAGCACUGUGACCAGCACAACCUCAUUCCUCAGGCACCACCUCAGCCUCGGGACUUCCUCCUUCCUCCCCGUAGUUUAGGCCCCGUUCCUCCUAGCUGACUGAGGUGGCAAGAAGGGCUUUCAGGGCAGGGAAGCCGGCUUGGGAAUCAGAGCUGCCUUCCUUUGGUGGCCCCCAUCCUACCCUUGGCCCCUGCCAUGAGUAGUGCCACAUUUGAGUCAGACUCGGGGGGUGGGGCUGUUGGCUGUGACCUCUGGCUCAUAGCCUUGUCCAAACCAAAGACCCCAGCCCCGAGGUGAGCGGUGCCCCUCUUCCCUCUCCUACUUGUAACUGGCUUCCUGGCCCACAGAGCUGGGCUGGGGAGGACAAGCACCUCCCUCUUUCUGAGUCAAAGCUCUAAGGUUGUCUUCCAGGGCUCAGGAGGCAUGUUCCUUUUCUACUGACCUUUAUACUUAUUUAUACAAGAGACAGGUAGUUGUUAGAUGGGGCAGUGCUGGGGAACUGGGGGCAACACUGCCUCAUUGCCUUCCCCCGUGACAACCCCCCAAUA